UGAAUCUACGUCUAGACAUUCCCGACUUUCUCCCUCCCCUUCUUAAUAAAAGACAGCAUCCUCCUCUCAAGGUGUCAUUCGCUUGCUGAACUUGCCUCUCUUUCUCAGGGUGCUUGAAUCUGAAAGAUAUUCAUCAUGGCAAGCAAGAUGGUGAUUCAACAGCCUAAGCCAUUGGUAGUGUCUGCCGCAUCAGACCAGUGGAGCACCAGCAUCUGUGAAUGUGACAACGUCAAUGAAUGUUGUUUCUCUGUGUGGUGUUUCCCAUGCUUUGCCUGCAUCACAGCCAGAGACCACGGAGAAUGUCUUUGUCUCCCUCUCUUGGACAGCUGUGGCUGUAUUCCCCCAAUCACUCUCUCCAUGAGGGUUUCCACACGCAGACGCUAUGGCAUCACGGACUCUAUCUGCAAUGACUGUGUGUACUCUUACUUCUGUGGACCGUGCUCAUGGUGCCAGAUCAGACGAGAGAUGAAGGCAAGACUCCAUCCCAUCACUCUGUUCAACAACAGGCCGACCUAAAGAUCAUCAUUAUCUUCCUCACCUUCAUCAUUUUCACAGUACUUUCUCUAAAGCGCUCUUUGUCCUUAUCGGAUCACACGGUCAUGUCAGUGCUAAAAUCAAAGACUUGCUUGUUCUGUGGUUGUAAUCACAGUUUUUGAUCUUCCUCUCACAAACGCUGACCUGAGCACAUGACAAUUGUAGUGGAGUGUGUUUUACAUAUUGUUGGUGUACAGCUUUAAUCCAAGAAGUGAGGAAUUCUGAACAGAGGAUUCACAGAUUUGUAAAAAAAAAAAAAAAAAAAAAU
This is a messenger RNA of Carassius auratus (goldfish), 802 nucleotides long. RefSeq names its product cornifelin homolog B. Lineage: Eukaryota; Metazoa; Chordata; Actinopteri; Cypriniformes; Cyprinidae. The record is from RefSeq and is a predicted model, not a curated record. The transcript has 4 exons. Bases 136 to 516 code for a protein of 126 amino acids.